CCAGUGACGAAGGCUCUGAAAGACGGGGAGGCGUGGGCUGGUGACAGGAGGAAGGUGGCAGCAAGCAUGGCUUCAGUGUGCUCGGGCUAAAAACAUGAGAACUAUGAAAGGCUAAUGAAAAUCUUGAUGCGCAGUAGACAGAGGCGUGCAGAGGCGGGCGUGGGUGAGGGGCAGAGUGGGGUGAACGGGUGAGGCGGGGCGGGGGAGAAGAUGGGGAAAGAGCAAGGCGCGCACCUUCGGCCAGCGCUUUACGGUGUGUGCCCAGUUCAGGUCCUUUGAUUUUCUAAUUUCGGAGGAAGAAAGCGAAGCUAGGGGCUGGGGCCUUGAAGGGAGGAGCGAAGAGGGCUGGGGGUGCCAGGGCCGAGUGGCAGCGCGAGGUGUGGCCGUGCGCAGCGGGGGUGGGCGCGGGGCGCAGUCGGUGCGGGGCGGGCCGCGGCGGCAGGAGGGGAGAGGCGGGCUCCGCCGGCACACGCCGCCCCUGGCAGGGGGCCGAGCGCGCGCGAGGAGCCACUGCCGCCGCUCGGGGUCGCCUGCAGCCCCAGAUUCCCGAGUGCUCGGCUAGCAUGGCAGCCACCUCGGUGCCGAGCCCCGCGGCCAGCUAGGGGCGCCCCCCGCCCCGGCCCAGCCCGUCGGAUCCCGCUUGACUCUGCGCCCUGGGGACGCGCCGCCUCCCAGCCAGAGUGCCAUCCCACAGGUGUCUACACGUCUGGCCGUUCAUCCGUCCGUCCCUCCUGAGGCCGGAACUGACCAUGCCCAGCGGCUGCCGCUGCCUAAAUCUCGUGUGCCUGCUGUGCAUCCUGGGGGCAGCCAGCCAGCCUGCCAGAGCGGAUGACUGCAGCUCCCACUGUGACCUGGCCCACGGCUGCUGUGCUCCUGACGGCUCCUGCAGGUGUGACCCAGGCUGGGAAGGGCUGCACUGUGAGCGCUGUGUGAGGAUGCCUGGCUGCCAGCAUGGUACCUGCCACCAGCCCUGGCAGUGCAUCUGCCACAGUGGCUGGGCAGGAAAGUUCUGUGACAAAGAUGAGCACAUCUGUACCUCACAGUCACCCUGCCAGAAUGGAGGCCAGUGUGUGUAUGACGGGGGUGGCGAGUACCACUGUGUGUGCCUGCCGGGCUUCCAUGGACGUGGCUGUGAGCGCAAGGCUGGACCUUGUGAGCAGGCAGGCUUCCCGUGUCGGAACGGAGGGCAGUGCCAGGACAACCAGGGUUUUGCCCUCAACUUCACAUGCCGCUGCUUGGCAGGAUUCAUGGGUGCCCACUGUGAGGUCAAUGUGGAUGACUGUCUGAUGCGGCCUUGCGCUAACGGUGCCACAUGUAUUGACGGCAUAAACCGCUUUUCCUGCCUCUGUCCUGAGGGCUUCGCUGGACGCUUCUGCACCAUCAACCUGGAUGACUGUGCCAGCCGCCCGUGCCAGAGAGGGGCCCGCUGUAGGGACCGGGUCCAUGACUUUGACUGCCUGUGCCCCAGUGGCUAUGGUGGCAAGACUUGUGAGCUUGUACUACCCGCUCCAGACCUGGCCUCAAUGGGCACCCCGCAAACACCCACCUCAGCUGUAGUUGUACCUGCUACAGGGCCAGCCCCUCACAGCGCAGGGGCGGGCCUGCUAAGGAUCUCAGUGAAGGAGGUGGUGCGGAGGCAAGAGGCUGGGCUUGGUGAGUCUGGCCUGGUUGCCCUGGUGGUGUUUGGUUCCCUCACUGCUGCUCUGGUCCUGGCCACUGUGUUGCUGACCCUGAGGGCGUGGCGCCGAGGCAUAUGCCCCACUGGAUCCUGCUGCUACCCAGCUCCACACUAUGCCCCAGCUCGGCAGGAUCAGGAGUGUCAGGUUAGCAUGCUGCCGGCAGGGUUCCCUCUGUCACCAGACCUGCCCCCUGAGCCUGGCAAGACCACAGUGCUGUGAUGGAAGGGGGCUUUCUAGCUGCCUUCCUUACCUCCUUCACACCUCAGACUGUCACCAGUCCUCAGCUUUGGUACACCCAUCCAGAGGAUUUCCGCCUCAUACCAGAAAUAUUAUUUUUUUAAAACACAGACUGUAAGAUAGGAAUUUUAUCAAAUAAAAUUAUGAAAAUGCAA
Mastomys coucha (southern multimammate mouse) is the source of this 2071-nucleotide messenger RNA. RefSeq names its product delta like non-canonical Notch ligand 2 (gene Dlk2). The transcript is spliced from 6 exons. The record is from RefSeq and is a predicted model, not a curated record. NCBI's taxonomy places the organism in Eukaryota, Metazoa, Chordata, Mammalia, Rodentia, Muridae. Gene Ontology annotation, molecular function: calcium ion binding. Gene Ontology annotation, cellular component: protein-containing complex; plasma membrane. Gene Ontology annotation, biological process: establishment or maintenance of epithelial cell apical/basal polarity; heterophilic cell-cell adhesion. The coding region runs from base 750 to 1898 and encodes 382 amino acids.